Messenger RNA from Letharia columbiana, 2574 nucleotides. RefSeq lists its product as uncharacterized. Gene Ontology annotation, cellular component: catalytic step 2 spliceosome; intracellular anatomical structure. The coding region runs from base 1 to 2574 and encodes 857 amino acids. The transcript is spliced from 2 exons. Gene Ontology annotation, molecular function: RNA binding. The record is from RefSeq and is a predicted model, not a curated record. NCBI's taxonomy places the organism in Eukaryota, Fungi, Ascomycota, Lecanoromycetes, Lecanorales, Parmeliaceae.
AUGCCCGAGCGGGUGCAUAAACACCUCGAUGGAGGAUCUGUGCCCUUGGAGACCGCGGUUGGGAAAAGUGCCCCAUUAUUGACCGAGGAUAAAUCGUCGAAGAGUAAGAAACGGAAACGAGAGCAUGUGGAUCGGACUCACCUCGGAGAACGUGCCAUAUCGCUAGAACCUGCUCGCAGGAGCCUGCCUACACAUAGAAACACUAGAUUAAUAAGUCAUGUCGAGGGCAACCACGACCAGCGCCCGCAAUCGAACGGUUCUGAUCGCUUGCAGCUCGCCACUUUGGCAAAACCCAAAUCAAAAGGCCUAUCAGAGGACUUCGUUCGACCAUCAAAUGGCAGCCACAAUCUGAGAGACAGAGCCAAAAGGCUGGAAUCUUCCCGCAAAAGCCUUCCGGUCUGGUCCCAUGUUAGGGAAAUUCGCGAGGCUCUUCUCGGCCAGGAUGUCAUCAUCUUGGUUGGUGAGACUGGUAGUGGGAAAAGUACGCAAGUGCCUCAGAUGCUUGUGAAUGAGCCAUGGUGUAAAUCCCAGUCGGUCACCAUUCCAAUGGACCGCUCCCCUCAGACUGUUACAAUCGGCGGCUGUAUUGCCAUCACAGAGCCGAGAAGGGUGGCGGCUACUACCUUAGCUAGACGAGUAGCAGAGGAAAUGGGCACUCCGCUUGGUUCAUCUAGUCCGAAAAGCACAGUUGGUUACAGUGUGAGGUUUGAUCAGUCUACCAGUCCGAAUACGAGGAUCAAGUUCGUUACGGAGGGGACACUAUUGCAAGAGAUGUUGAGAGAUCCAUGGUUGAAAGCUUACAGUGCUGUGUUCGUGGAUGAGGUCCAUGAGAGGGGGGUCAAUGUCGAUUUACUGUUGGGUUUUCUGAGGGACAUGGUCGCAGGGAAAAAUAAGGGAAGAGGGGGGAUACCGUUGAAGGUUAUCAUCAUGAGCGCAACCGCCGAGACGGAGACUUUGAGGGCAUUCUUUGAGGAGGGAUAUGGGCGAGAGGCAGGGAAUGGAGUCCAUGGAGAUAGAAAGGAUCAUGGGAAUGGUACCGAUGGGCUUGAACAUCAAGACGAGUCAGGGUCUGAAUGGUCCGGCAUCUCCUCCUCUGAUGAAGAAGGUGACACUGCAAUCCACAGCAAUGGAACCGUGAAAGGUUCCCAUCACGAGGUCAAGAAGCCGCAAUUGAAGACUUCAGACCGUGUAGCAACUUGCUAUAUCAAAGGUCGCCAGUACCCUGUCGAUCUUAAGUAUACAGCAGAGCCAGUCCAGGACAUCGUCGAGGCGUCUCUUCGAAUGAUCUUCCAGAUCCACCGUCAAGAACCCAUGCCAGGGGAUGUGCUUGUGUUCUUCCAUGGACGGAACGUUAUCGAGUCCCUCGAGAGCCUCGUGAAAGAGUAUGCCCACGACAUGGGGCCCGAGCUACCGAAGCUUCUAGUCCUACCACUCUUCGCCGCCCUAUCGCAAGCUGCACAGGAGCGAGUAUUUCAGCCUGCUCCUCCAAAUACGCGGAAAAUAAUCAUCGCAACGAACAUCGCUGAAACCUCAGUGACAGUCCCAGGGGUCCGAUUUGUCAUAGACAGUGGAAAAGCAAAGAUCAAGCAAUUUCGGACGAGCAUUGGGAUGGAAUCGUUGCUCGUGAAACCGAUCUCGCAAAGUUCGGCCAUUCAGCGCCAGGGGCGUGCUGGUCGCGAAGCGUUAGGACAGUGCUAUAGGCUGUAUACAGAAUCGGACUAUUCUACCAUGCAACAAUCCAACACGCCGGAGGUUUUAAGAUGCGAUCUAAGCCAUGCAAUUUUGACUAUGAAAGCAAGAGGCAUCAAGGAUGUUGUUAAUUUCUCGUUCCUUGAUCCUCCGCCGCGAACUGCGUUGGAAAAGGCUUUGCUGCAGCUUUAUCUGCUCGGAGCGCUGACUGACUCUGGAGGAAUAAGCGACAUUGGUCUGCAGAUUGCUAAGCUUCCGGUCACUGUGUCUCUCGGAAGAGCUCUCAUUGCAGCGGCUGAACCAUCGCUAAAUUGCGUACCCGAGGUUAUUGACAUUAUCUCGUGCUUGAGUGUGGAGGAUUUGUUCCUCAACCUGGCGUCCGAGGAAAAGAAAAAGGAAGCUGAAGUGGCUCGACGCGAACUCUACAAAAGAGAAGGAGAUCACUUGACCUUAUUAACAGCAGUCCAAGCAUACGCAGCAGAGAAUACGGAUAGGAAAGCCUGGGCGGAGAAACAUUUUGCAUCGCAUAGAGCCAUGAAAGCGGCCAUGGAUGUUCGAAAGCAGCUGCGGGCUCAGUGCCAGCAAUUGAAAUUGCUAAAGCUAAUACAAAACCAAGCAACCUCAGCAAUCACGCCCGAGCUUGCAAAUUCCAUAUUGAAAUGCUUCCUGAAAGGUUUUGCAACCAAAACGGCCCGACUGUGUCCAGACGGCAGCUACAAGACCAUGGUCGGAAAUCAAGUGGUGGCCAUACACCCUUCCAGCAGCUUGUUUGGCAAGAAAGUAGAAGCGAUCAUGUUCAAUGAGUUCGUCUUCACAAAUCGCAGCUACGCAAAAGGCGUGAGUGCGGUACAGAUGGACUGGAUUGCGGAGGCAUUUGAGGUAUGA